AUGGGCGUGCGCACGUUGCAGCGGGAGGUGUGCGAGCGGGUGGUGCUCGCGCGGCACGGGGUGCUGGGCGUGCGGCUCAUGAAGCUCCUCCUGCGGGACCACCUGCUGGAGGACCGCACGCUGGCCGAGGCCGCCAUCGCCCCCCAGCCGCGAACCCGCGAGACCCUCCACGCGAUGCUGCGGGAUGGGUUUGUGUUUAUCCAGGAAGCCCCAAGGGGGGCCCCGCUGUCGGAGCAGCGGCUGGUGAAAAACUCGAUUUUCUUGUGGGGAAGCCACUUGGAGCAGGCAAUCCUGCCGAACGUGCGGGAGCAAAUCGCUAGUGUGCUCCACCACGCCCUCGUGAACCUCCACGAGGUCGCCGGCGAGGCGACGAAGCCCCAUGCGUUUGGGAAUCACAACGAAGGGACUAGUUCAAUGUUAGGAGGGCAUUCAAUGCUGCACGUUCUCAAAGGGGAACCUCCAACGGCGGGGCCACCAACAAGUUAUUCUAAUAAUGAUUCCACUUCAAAUAGAGAGGGAAAGGUAAGCGAAGAGACCGUGCGGCAAGUGGUCCAAGCACAGCGUUCGAUUAUAGGGAUGGAAAGCUGCGCGGCGUCGUUGAUGCGGCUUCUCCUUCUUGCCGAUUACUACUGA
This is a messenger RNA of Phytomonas sp. Hart1, 633 nucleotides long. NCBI's taxonomy places the organism in Eukaryota, Euglenozoa, Kinetoplastea, Trypanosomatida, Trypanosomatidae. The record is from the annotation of a GenBank genome assembly.